Molecule: messenger RNA, 2969 nt
Organism: Tarenaya hassleriana
Lineage: Eukaryota; Viridiplantae; Streptophyta; Magnoliopsida; Brassicales; Cleomaceae
Product: probable serine/threonine-protein kinase At5g41260
Exons: 11
Coding region: 1149-2621 (490 amino acids)
Biological process (GO): protein phosphorylation; brassinosteroid mediated signaling pathway
Molecular function (GO): ATP binding; protein kinase activity; protein binding
Source: RefSeq, a predicted model, not a curated record
UAGUCUUUUCGAUUGGAGAAGACACUCUCUCUCUCUCUCCCCAGCUUCGCUGUUGAGUUUUAUGAACAGAGACCACUUGCUUUCACAUCCGCAUCACUCCAAAAAUUUCCAGGCGGUGCUAUUUUGUAAUUUUUUUUUGUCAAAGAAAAAACUUCAAAUCUGUACGAGAGCACUAACUGAUUUUAGGGCUUCUGUUUAAAAUAAUGCUCAGAUUCUUUGUUGCCCUCUCCCACCAUUAAAAUAUUUAUCGGCUUGUCGGUAAUCAUUUUGGCUUAUUCUAUAUUUCUCUCUCUGUCCUGUUGUCUGAAAAACCCUAAAAAAAUCAUUUCCUCAAUGAAUUUACAGAUGGGUUGAUAGAUGCACGCAUAGCCCACAUAUACAAACUUGUGAUCCGAUCUGCCUUUAUCUAAAUUAUCUUCUGGGUAUCGACAUUUCCGGUUUGUUUAUGCUACUCCACAUACGUUCAUGUCGAUUUGAUUGAGAUUCGGUCUGCAAUUUCGGUUUUUAUUCUUUCUUAUGUAACCACGUGGAUUGCUUCUCCAGGGUUUGUCCUGGGUUUUCCCCCUUUUGUUUUCUGGGAACUUUUUUUUAGGGGAUCGAGGAACCUAUAUAGAAGUUCGUGGGUCCAAAUAUCUCGUAGGUUUGAAUUGUAGAUAGUGUGAGAAUAGGGAUCUAUUUGAUAAGAACAACAAAAAAGGUGAUCUGCAUCGAGAUAAAACAAGUUUCUGCCUUUUGUCCGGUUGAUUGGCUCCAGGCAGAAUAACUUGGGUGAAGUUAGGGUUCGCUUUUAUCAUCUUUGAGUUGCUUUCUUCUUUACUUUCGAGUCUCUGUGUUGGUUUUAAGCUUUCCGCUUCUGGGUUUUGUGUCAUUUGCUGGGUUUACUGUCACUGGCCGAGUGGAGUCACCAUAGUGGAAGCGAGUCGACAAGGCGUUACGGGUGAGAAACUCGCGUUGGUUUGACGAAGAGACGAUCCUUUACUGGAAAAAAAGGUUUUUUUUUUUAUGGGCGAGGAAAGAGACAAGAACUAGUUUGAAAGUGGAGUUCGGUCUUACGAAACAGCUGUUGACUGAGUUGAUGAGCUUUUCAGUGAGCAACCAACAAAGGUAAUAGGCAUUAGAAUUUUUCACCUUUUUAUAGAGUUGCUGAGAUGGGGGGUCAGUGCUCUAAGCUCGGUCCAUGUUGCCUGAAUUCUUCUCACAAAACGGCAGUUCUUGAAGCUCCUGAUGUUGAAAAUGAAGAGAACAAUGACCUUACUGAUGUCCCCGCCUUCCAUGAAUACACCCUUGAACAGCUUAAAUUCGCCACUUCUGGCUUUGCAGUGGAGAACAUUGUGUCUGAGCAUGGAGAAAAAGCUCCAAAUGUUGUCUAUAAAGGGAAGUUGGAGAAUCAGAAGAGGAUUGCUGUUAAGCGUUUUACACGAAUGGCUUGGCCUGAUGCUCGUCAAUUCCUGGAGGAAGCAAGGUCGGUUGGUCAGCUCCGUAGCCAAAGACUGGCCAAUUUACUUGGCUGUUGCUGUGAAGGCGAUGAGAGGUUGCUUGUAGCAGAAUUUAUGCCCAAUGAUACAUUAGCUAAACACCUGUUUCAUUGGGAAACACAGCCUAUGAAAUGGGCCAUGCGGCUGCGGGUUGUUUUAUACCUUGCUCAAGCUCUUGAAUACUGCACAAACAAAGGGCGUACACUUUAUCAUGACCUUAAUGCUUACAGAGUCUUAUUUGAUGAGGAAUGCAAUGCUAGACUUUCAAGCUUUGGCCUGAUGAAAAAUAGUCGGGACGGGAAAAGUUACAGCACAAAUCUUGCAUUCACCCCUCCCGAGUAUCUACGAACGGGGAGAAUAACUCCGGAGAGUGUGAUAUAUAGCUUUGGCACACUUCUACUUGAUCUUCUUAGUGGAAAACAUAUUCCUCCGAGCCAUGCCCUUGAUCUGAUACGUGAUCGGAAUCUUCAGACGCUGACUGAUUCUUGCUUGGAUGGACAAUUUUCGGAUAGCGAUGGGACGGAGUUAGUACGACUGGCUUCUCGUUGUCUGCAAUAUGAAGCUCGUGAGCGCCCAAACGCAAAAUCGUUGGUUGCUGCAUUGACACCACUUCAGAAGGACAUUGAGGUUCCAUCGCAUGUUUUAAUGGGAAUGCCUCACAGCGGUUCAAUGUCUCCUCUAUCGCCUCUGGGUGAGGCUUGUUCAAGAAGGGACCUCACUGCCAUGCAUGAGAUCUUGGAGAAACUUGGAUACAAAGACGAUGAAGGAGUUGCAAAUGAGCUGUCGUUUCAGAUGUGGACUGACCAGAUGCAGGAGACAUUGGUCUUGAAGAAAAAAGGGGAUGCCUGUUUCAGACAGAGAGACUUUAGAGAAGCAAUUGAGUGCUACACCCAGUUCAUUGAAGUGGGGAUGGUGUCUCCAACGGUAUUUGCACGCCGGAGUUUGUGUUACCUGAUGAGCGAAAUGCCGAAAGAAGCAUUAGAAGAUGCAAUGCAGGCUCAGGUCAUCUCUCCUGUUUGGCACGUCGCUUCCUAUCUCCAGUCUGCUGCUCUUUCUUCCCUUGGAAUGGACAACGAAUCUCAAAUUGCACUCAAGGAGGGCUCCAACCUUGAAGCCAAGAGAAGUUCACCCCCCCUUCAGAAGUAAAAGAGAGCGCAUUUUCCAGCAUGGGUUCUUGGUGAAAAGAAAACGAAGGGAACUUAUUACCAAGCAAGUACCCCCGGGGGUUUAAAUCUGAAGCAACGGAAGGAAACAUGCAAAGAGAAGAGAAAGAAAGCUAUCCAUGUCUCCUCAAAUGGUGAAAUAUUUUUUGGAAGUGGCAUCCUUGUUUUCUUCAGCGAAGAGAGAGAGGAGUGAUGGGUGUUGGUGUUUUGCUCUUCUUUUUGCCUCUUUUUACAGGGCACUGAAGGAGUCCUUUCCUGCAUUUUCUCUUUUGAGGGGUAAUGUUCUAAAAACUUUCAUGGCAAGAAACAGGGAUUUGUUUUCUUCUUUCUU